CUCAUGGAACGGACACUAGGCAGUUAGCCAAGUUCGUGAAAAAGCACUCGUCAUCAUGCACUUCCUCGAUAACAACAGAUAACUGUGGGUACCCAGCCCUACGCUGCACCAUUUUCAAGGACACAUCUUUCAGUAGGCUGCAAGCAGCCGGCGUGGCCGCACGAUGCCAGUCCCGCGAUGACAACACCACGCGAACACCGUCCCAACGACACUGUUGAGUUAUUACCUUUAAAAUCUGCUCUAGUCAACAAUAAUUAUAAAGAUGAAGACUCGUAUUACCCGCCUCCUCUCAACAACAACCCGUCGAGUUCCAAUCUCUACGACUACACACUACUGUCGAAGAGGACGCCGGCCUCUAAAAGAUUACUAUCACGCACCCAGCAGCCUGCGCCCACGCCGAUGUUGACGUUAUGCGGCGCGCCGCCCCCCUCCAGGAAGAGAGAGGAGCUGACCGCGCUCGCCAACCUCAGGAAGAAGGUCUCACCUGCCUUACUGCAACCUGAACGAAACGCUAAUAAAAACGACAACGAACAAAAUAAGAAUAGUAAUGAAGAGACUCUCGACAAUCGGCCCAAGCUUUUACAAAGGGUGCUUCAAUCCAAGCCAGUGAGCAUGGUGGUGCAGUGGAGCGAGGUCCGCACUGCCUGGCAGGACAGUGACUUCAUAACCGAGUGUCUGUGCUGGCACAACGUCUACCGCCAGAGACACGGCGCGCCACAGCUCUACAUGGCACCAGAGCUAUGCGACUACGCACAGGCGUGGGCGAAUCAUCUGGCGCACACUAACAAGUUCCACUACAGAAAUGAUCGUGAUGUCGGUCAGAACUUGUACCAGCGUCCCGUCAGCGCUCUCCAACCAGAUGUCACAGGUCAAGAAGUGUCUUCCUACUGGUACGCCGCAGUGCGCCAGUACAGCUAUUUCAAAGAGCCUGAUGUCCUCCACGCUAAUGUUAACGCAGGCCACUUCACGCAAAUGGUUUGGGUAGCUACGACGUUCUUUGGCGUCGGUAAAGCUCGAUCCCGAGACGGUAAAGUGAUAGUAGUGGCCAACUACUCCCCGCCAGGCAACUUGUCUGGACAGUUCGAGGCGAACGUCCUCCCCCCUCUGCCUGAGAACUUCCCAGACAUACCAACCCCCCCACAACACUGACGAAGGCUCUCCAUACGUGGCAGAAGGCUUAAGAUUGACGCCACGUUCCUACACUAAGGAAUACCUAAAGAUUUUUGUGCGAAUUGGUUGUGUUAUCUUAGAACGAAACCCAAAGACGUAAUGAGAGAGAACUUUAAAAAUUCAUUGUUAAAACGGUUUUUGUAACCGAUUUUUAAAUUUGUUGUUACGGAAUCUUUUAAAAUUGAGGAUCGUCGUCCGAAUAUGUUCGAACCUCAAGUUACGAGACCGACAUCGUUAUGUAUUUAGAAGUCGUAUAAGACCCAAAUCUAAGAUUCCGCUGAACAAGAUGAUCAUAACUUAUUGUUAUCAUACCGCUAUAUAUUCAAUAAUCAUCGACACCGAAGCACCAAAUAAUCCGUCUUCGAAAUUUCGAAUCACGCCGCCGUCCGCUUAGCAAACAAAAAAAUUAUUGUAAUUAACACAUUAAGGUGUCAAAAAAAAUCUACAUACAGCACAGUAAUUAGUUUUCGAAAGAACUAUAGUAAGUAUUACAUGCCAACAAAUAAUCAGGUAGCUUAGAAUUAUAAUAUUUUCUCAUUAAAUUAAUUUUACAAUUUGAAUUUUUAAACAGCGCCAUCUUUCUUGCGUUAUAGGCAGAUUUUAAAUUAAUUGAUUUGAACACAGCUAUUUCGUCUUACACGCUACUUGCAUAGAUAUAUAAUACAAUCUACUAUACUCUCAUUAUGAUCACUCGCUAAAAUUUCAAAUGAACGCAUCGUCACCAAUAGCAAUUAAAAAUAUCAACAUUUUGAGACCUAACCAACCAUCGGAGUUUAUUACGGGUACUCAAAAUAAAGGAGUCAUAAGAAGAACUCGUGUGAUCAUAAAAUUUCUUCACACCAAGACAAUGGGACCGUUGCAACGCGUCAGCAAUAGUUGUCAUUGGUGUGAUUAUAUUCUCUAACUAUAAGAAACUAUUUAUCUUCCAAGCUUGUCUUUAUACUAUAGAAAAAUGGUUGUUUUGCCCGAGCUUGAAUUUGAUAAAGUUUAUUAGAACUUAGAAGCAAUAACAGUAAUACGCACAUGCCUACAAGUUAGUAGUUAUAACUAGGUAAGUUUACGCGAGAAAUACCACAAGUUUAGAAGUAAUGGUUAGCUACAUGAGAACGUAAAUUACUAAAUAGCUAGGAACAACAUUUAAACUUUAGGUUACCUACUCAUAAAUUAUUAAAUUAUGUAAUUUCGUCAUACAAAAGAAAUUAUUUAGAUAUUGAUUUAUUAUCGUAGGUUUAGACUCUUUGGCCUUUAGAAUCCGACCCCAUGUUACAGUUAAUAAAUUAGUUUUAAAAUAACAUUGUGACGAAAAAAAGGUUGAUAUUUCAACCAAUACUUCACUCAAAGAACUUGUUACGUGACUCUAAUUUUAUCUUAAAAAUAGAUUGAAAAUCGUAUACCUACAGAUUACUUAUUCUCUAUAAAUUUAAUUGAAAACACAAAGUAUUAUACCAUGUGUACCAAAUAAAGCACGUGACACAAUAAAAUAUGUUUUCUGAAAUCCCUCUUUAGAGAUGAAAGAGAUCAGUCUUACCUAUACUUUUAGAUUUUUUGGGAAUUUAAUUGAAAUUGUAAUUUCACUACAUACGUUUGUGCAUACUGAUUAAAAACAUUUUUUAGUUACUGGUGGCGCCACCCUCAAAAUCUACGUCACUUACACUAACACUGAAUACUUUACAGUGAAGAUGGCGCCACGUUAUCUUUAAUUUUAAUAAUGCAACAUACAAUAUCUACUUAAAUUUCUAAUUAAAAAGUCUUCUAAAUGUUGGUGAGUAAAUUUAAAUUUCACUUGUUAAGUUUUAGGG
Messenger RNA from Spodoptera litura, 2969 nucleotides. RefSeq lists its product as uncharacterized. NCBI's taxonomy places the organism in Eukaryota, Metazoa, Arthropoda, Insecta, Lepidoptera, Noctuidae. The record is from RefSeq and is a predicted model, not a curated record. Gene Ontology annotation, cellular component: extracellular region.